This is a messenger RNA of Ananas comosus (pineapple), 2518 nucleotides long. RefSeq names its product TBC1 domain family member 5-like. The transcript is spliced from 5 exons. The record is from RefSeq and is a predicted model, not a curated record. The coding region runs from base 171 to 2315 and encodes 714 amino acids. Gene Ontology annotation, biological process: activation of GTPase activity. Gene Ontology annotation, molecular function: GTPase activator activity. NCBI's taxonomy places the organism in Eukaryota, Viridiplantae, Streptophyta, Magnoliopsida, Poales, Bromeliaceae.
CCUCAUCUCUCUCUCUCUCUCUCUCUCUCUCUCUCUCCCAAUUCAAAUCCCCUCGUAUUAGAUUUUUCUCCUCUCCAUUUCCCCCCAAAUUCGAUCUCCCCAAAUCCGAUCUCGAUGUUGUGAUCUGGAAUUGGUGGGGAGGCGAGAGAGAGAGGGAGAGAGAGAGAGAAAUGGCGAUUUCCUCAUCCGGGGAGCGGUUUCCGAGGCAGAGGUUCGGGAGCCUUCGAGGGGUUCGGUGGCGAGUCGAUCUCGGGAUCCUGCCGAGCUCCGCCGCCUCGAUCGAGGAGAUCCGAAGAGUCGCCGCGGAUUCUCGGAGGAGAUAUGCUAGUUUGAGGCGUCAACUUCUCAUUGAUCCACAUCUCUUGAAGGAUGAAAGCAAGCCUCCUGAUCCCAUUGUGGAAAAUCCAUUGUCGCAAAAUCCAGACAGCAUGUGGGGCCGCUUUUUCCAGAAUGCUGAACUAGAGAAAACGCUCAAUCAAGAUCUAUCACGGCUCUAUCCUGAAGAAGGGAGCUACUUCCAAACAGCAGCAUGCCAAUCCAUGCUAGGUCGCAUACUAUUGGUGUGGUGUCUUAAGCACCCAGAGUACGGAUACAGGCAAGGAAUGCAUGAACUUUUAGCUCCUCUGCUAUAUGUACUUCAUGUUGAUGUGCAGCACUCCUCUCAAGCACACGGCCUCGAAGAAGACCGCCUUAUUGGCGAUUAUAACAGUUCAGCUUUUCCAGAAAGAGAUAUAAUUUCUGACUACAAAUCAGAGGAGCCAACGAAUGUAAGGACAAACAAGAAUGGCUCUUCUUGGCAGAAUGCUUCCGAAAUAAGCAGUUUGGAUGAGCUCGAUCCUGAUACAAGGGAGCUAUUUUUGAUGAACGAUGCUUAUGGAGCGGAAGGCGAGUUGGGUAUUGUCAUAUCUGAGAAAUUCCUCGAACAUGACACCUAUUGCAUGUUUGAUGGUUUAAUGAACGGUGCAAGUGGUAUAAUUGCUAUAGCCGAUUUUUUCUCUGUAUCUCUUCCUAAGGAAUCCAAUACAGGACUAGCACCAGUGCUCGAAGCGUCAGAGGCAAUAUAUCAUUUGCUCUCAAGCAUUGAUUUAUCUCUUUACAGCCACCUCACUGAAUUGGGGGUAGAACCUCAAUACUUUUCUCUACGGUGGCUUCGAGUUUUAUUUGGGCGUGAAUUUUCACUCGAAAAUCUCUUGGCUGUUUGGGAUGAGAUCUUCUAUUAUCCGAAUAGUACAUUCAACACGGAUAAAGAGAACAGAGGGGAUUAUAAGGUAUUAUCUUCUCCUCGCGGAGCAUUCAUUAUAUCAAUGGCUAUAUCAAUGCUGCUUCACCUAAGAUCAUCACUAUUGGCUAGUGAGCAUGCGACUACCUGUCUUCAGAGAUUGGUGAACUUCCCGGAAGAUAUAAAUGUGAGGAAAUUGAUCGGGAAGGCAAAAUCACUGCAAAGUCUUGCUCUUGAUAUAAACUUUUCUUCUUGCCAACAGAGGACCUUCAGGAAUUAUGUAAAAGGUGAUGGGAUGAUUGCUUUGGAUCACCCCAAGACUUCAUCAGACUACUGGGAAGAGAAGUGGAAGGUGAUUUAUGAUACAGAAGUUCUAUCUAAGAUUACUCGUGGUGGUUCCAUUAUUAGUAAGACGAGAAAAGGUCUGUUCAACAAGAGAUUACUCUCUCCUCAAGCAGAAUCUGAUGCUGAUAAAACAGUUGCGAGCAAGAAAAAGGAUCAUUGGUCUACUCUUAGACGCAUAAUUUUGGAUGGUAGAAAUCACGCUGAUGAAAACUCUGACAUGCCGAGAGCAAGUGGUUUUACUCCCUCAGGUUCAGAAGAAGGAAUCAAUUGUGCCGAUGAAGAAGAGAUUAAUCAUGACGUUGUGAGUUGUAGACGAAGUGAUGCUUCACCAUUUAUUGCUAAUUAUAUUGAUGAAUUUCGUCAUGUGGAGGAGCUAGGAAGCAGUAGUAUUGAUGCCGAAACACGUAAAGCGUUUAAUAAAGAAAAGGAUUUUAAGCCCCAAAAUUCUUCUGGGAAUGAAGUGAUUUCUCAGGAUAUAUUAAGUAUUUUGGCUUCUUGUGAGCGUUGUCAUUCCUGCGGAGUUAGCUUGAAUCCAGAAGCGGGAGAUGGAGAGGUGAUGAACACCUUUAGGUGUCUUGGCCGCUCAAUUCUUGCUAAUAUCCAGGUGAUCGAGUCGUUUUUUGAGCAAGACUUGGGCCUGGAUUUGGUGGAUAACCUAACAAACGCUGCGAGCAACAGAGGCAAGGAGCAAGAAGCUAUAGCUGCUCUAAAAGAACUUCGAAAAAUUGGUAACUUGUUUUCUGGAUCCUGAGAUUUUCACUGUACAUUCCCUCGUUCAAGUGCUUGGUAAGUAAUUCAUGUUCUAACAUAUUACUCCUGUGAGUAGAAGUAAAUAUAUAUUCAAUCCUGUGUAAGUAAUCAAAACAGUUUCUGCGGUAAAAGAAUGUAGACAGUUUGUGGAAUCAAAUUCUUUACAUUUUUUUAGUAUUUACAGAUCAUAAAGUUUCAGAGUUU